AUGUUUCUCACUCAAACAAGGAUGUUGUUUGUCGAGAAGCAGACCGUGGUUCAGAAGCAUUGUGGGACCUGCAGAGCCCCUGCGGCCACCAUGGGUCCUUGCACAGCAAUGACGUCAUUGUCACCCGCCUCAGUUACAUCAGCAGCGUCGAUGACGUCAACUUCAUCACCAGCAGCCUCUAGAACAUGCAUGUUUGUCCGUAGCCGGUCAGAAACAGUGCAGAGGAGACCAGCAUUGCCACCCCUGCCAUCCUUGCAUUCAAAUCUGCCUGGAAAAGCAUCUGUUGCUUCGGUGGUAACCGCUCUUGCGGAAGAUUUAAGAGCUCGGCCUUCUCGGCUUAACGCAGGCCGCUCAGUACACUACGAAACAGCCAACACUUACGUUUUCAUAGCUCCAGGCGAAGAGGAAGUGUUCCUAUCCCGCGGGGAAGUGCUACAGUGCCUUUUGAACGAGCUGCAAAGCUGGGAAAAGGACGGGAAACGCCUGUCGGACGACUUGGCAGUUUUUGAGACUCUGGAGGAAGCAGCAGAGUUUCUGCUCGACUCGGCUUGUGAAUUGGAGUUGGGUGGUGGGAAAGGUGCUUUGCAGUGGUUCGAACACCAGAACGGCAGCUUCAGGACAGAAUUUGCUGCCCUGGCCGCAGAUGCAGACGAGCACAUCGGAUUCGCCACAGCUGCGCUGGGCGGCAACCUGCCCGAAGCUGUAAAUUUAUGGAUUGGGGACGAACGGGCAGUGACAAGCUGGCACAAGGACCACUACGAAAACUUCUACGUGGUUGUCACGGGCAGAAAAACUUUCCGGCUGCUGCCCCCGCUCGACGUAUUCAGGAUGAGAGUGCGGGAAUAUCCUGCUGCGAAAUAUUGGCGGGCAGAGGACGAGCAGGGUCCGUUCCACAUCCUCCCCAGCGAUCCCCCGUGCAUGGUGCCAUGGGCCUCUGUGGAUGCCGCAUUGAACCCCCUCAUACCGUGCUCACACACCCUGAGUGCUGCUGCUGCUGGAGGAGGAAGCUUGGGGGAAGACCCCAAGGGGCCCCCUCCGCUGGUCUGCACUGUUGGUCCUGGAGAGAUGCUGUACCUGUACGUGAUGGGAGUGAGGCAGGUGUGUUGA
Molecule: messenger RNA, 1107 nt
Organism: Closterium sp. Yama58-4
Lineage: Eukaryota; Viridiplantae; Streptophyta; Zygnematophyceae; Desmidiales; Closteriaceae
Source: the annotation of a GenBank genome assembly